Messenger RNA from Olea europaea var. sylvestris, 950 nucleotides. RefSeq lists its product as uncharacterized. The annotation marks the transcript as partial. The record is from RefSeq and is a predicted model, not a curated record. Lineage: Eukaryota; Viridiplantae; Streptophyta; Magnoliopsida; Lamiales; Oleaceae. The transcript has 6 exons.
AUCAGGGGCGAUAAAUCUAUGCGGGUGAAUUUCAUAAUGGCUGAGGGGAAUGCUUCUAAAGGGCAUCAGAAAUUACAAUCGGUGUUUGGUGAUGUUACGAAUCAGCCUGGCAAGAGGAGAUCUUCAGAGAAAGAAAAAUACGGGAUUAAGAGUAAUAAUUUCAAAAAUGAAGAUCGGGUUAAACAGGCACGGGUUAUACCUCGUCCAGUCGUCCUUGAUUAUGCUGUUUCCAAGAGUGUUAUUCAAGUGGAUGCAAUUGAUAAUGACAUUUCAGAUUGCUGCAACGAGAUUGAUACUUUUAAGGACAGUGCUAGUUCAGGGAUAGGCAAAAUGAGGAGUGAAAAUAAAAUGGACCCUAUUCUGAUAGAUCUUGGUAGGAGCAGAGCUGUGAAUCAUGCUGAAAUUGUAGCUGAUGUUUAUAAUGAGAUAGAUUCAUCAAAGGAGAAUGUGAUUUCAGGGACUCCAGUUCCUGGCAGGAGCAGAGUGGCUGAGGUUAUUGUGAGUGAUGCGGCUAAUGACGAGUUAGUCAACACUUUUGUUACUAAAAUAUUGGUGCAAACUAGUGAAACUGGUGGUAAUAGUGGUUGUGAUGGAAAUAAUUGCAAUGGUUAUGAAGACAAAGUCACUUCUGAAGGCACUCAAAGUGAAUCUGAUCAUCAAAACUAUGGGGAUGAUAAUAACGUUGACAGUUUCACCUUGAGCCAGUCUGGCUCUAUUGAUUGCCGUGAAUUUAUUGUGCUAUCAGCUGCUUAUAUAUGGUUGGAUCUCCACUACCAGGACAAGAAGGCUCGAAUAUCUGGUGGGCUUAUACAUACUUCAUUAAAGAAGAGCCAAAAAGAAGCAUGCAUUAUGAUUGCAAGAAGUUGCUGGAGUAAGGCAACUGAGAAACAUGGUCUGGGAAACUCGACUAGAGUUUCAAAAUUAGAAUAUGAUCUGAUGCAUCAAUGGAG